AAACUGCUUAUAAUUAUACUAAUCUACUCUAUAAACACUCGAAAGGUCACAAUAACGCUGAGACUUCCUCUUAUCAACCGCGCCGCACAAUGGCGGAGGUCACGGGGUUAACCUUCAGCUGGUGGGACUCUCUCCAUAAUAAGACGUGUGAAACAAAACACAUUCAAAUGAAGCAAAGUGAAAAGAAGAGCGCGGCGAAUUAGCGCUCAUUAAUAACUCACUUUAUUGAACUAUUUAAACCAUACGAGCAAAGAAUACUGCGGGCUUUGAUGUUGACAGGCCUCUUCAAUAAUUAAUCGCUUGAUUCAAAUGCGUUUCCUCAAAACGUCUGACCCUUUACGAAAACUGGUUCUGCUAUUAGGCUCACGCAUUUCAAACAAGGCAGGAAAACAGCGAGUGUAAUAUAAAACAGAGCUAUCUGUGCCAGCAGAUGUGAAACGCCCUCUUCUGCUUUAAUUUUCUCCAUAAAAGUUCUGCACAGUCCACGCUCGCAUGCUCUCCCGUCAUCUUUUUCCCCGACGAGAGAGAAAAUAACAGAUUAUGUUGAUAAAUAGGAUCAUCCUGAGCUAAAUGCUGAAUGUGUGCGAUCAGGAGGGAGAACAGGAUCCUUGGACAAUGUGCGGGGCAUGCGGACAAAUAGUCUCACCUCCAGCUGAGUGUGUUGUUUCUUCUCAUUGUGCCGUCUGAAAGAGAAGAGGAGGGCCUUGGUUAAGAAGAUUAUAGCCCUACCCCACCCGUACGUUUAAUCAACAUGCCCUUUCAGCGCCGCCAACAAUACCAAACAUGUCUAAAACGUCCCCCGUUUUUCUCCCAUAGCAUACCUCACAUGUUGGAACAGCAUGCCAGGCAUCUAACCACAGCAAUUAGGAGAAAGAGUACUCUUACUGAUGCAGAGGGGGAGUGAGCAAAUCAGGCUCCCCAUCAAAGGAGCGGUGGCGUCAUUUCCACAAAUGUCACCAUCAUAGUGGCGUGUUUGAUAGCCAUCUAAUUUUUCAGGCUACGCAAAACAAAAAAAUGCAUUCGCUCCGACUCAUUUUUCACUGAUCAAAAUUCCCUAAAGAAGCCGAGGAGCUUUGCUUCCUCACCCUUGGUUUCUUUCAUCCAUGGUUAAAUAUGUAAAUAAAAUGUCUAAAGUCAUUCUUCAAAGGGGAACAAAAGAAAAAAGGGGGCUGAGGGAAAAGACAGCCAUAAAAUUCCUGCCAUUCUCCAUAACAUUAGCCAGAGGGGGGCCAGCUUCCAGCCAGAGCCUAGCAGCAGGGGAGCCAGCUCGCUCCAUAGAAUCACACAUCGCAAAUCCCACACACAAAAAAAUAAAAUAUCUUUUCAGCUUCAGCCAUCAAAGGGCCCCCUCCUUUCACUUUAUUAGUUACAGAAUUAUCUCACAGUUGCUGAUUUCUCAGAGAUGGAGCUGCGCUGCUUUUCUUUCGCCGCGCUGUUAUGGUUGCAGAGAUGAGAUAAAGUUGCUGCUGCAUGUGUGUGUGUGCGUGUGUGUGCAUGUGUGUGUUAUGCACAUGUGUGAGUAGGAAUAAGCUAUAGGAGGGGGGUUUGUAUAUGAAACAGAGGGUGGUAGACAGGAAAAAAAAUCAUAAAAGACACGGUAGAGAAGCUGCUGAGGGUACAGAUGCUAAAGAGUGAGCAGGCCUGCUUCCUCCUCCUCCUCCUUUUCUUCUCCGUUUCAAAGAGAUAUCAUCAUGACCGGCAAAAAUAUCAUGAAAGAGAGGGAGGACAGAACAAAGGCGAUGAAUUACAACAAAAAACCAGUGGGCUGUGUCUUCUUAUUAGACUGUGUGACAGUAUUAUCUUGUCAGCUUCAUUACACCAGAGGCAGCAGUAAUAAGGGCAGAUAUGUGCUCUAAAACAUGCCAGACACAGCUCGCUGAAAGCCGUAUGAUCAGAAAAUGGAGAGCAGAUUGGGCCCUGGUUCUGGGAAUCCAUUGAUAUGAUGUUAUUCUUCUUCACAUUAAAGCUGCCCUCUCUUUUGUUCCUCUCCUGCACGUCAGAUACAUAAUAAUGGUCCGUGUCAGCUGCUGUGCGUGGCCUAGUGAGGGGUCAGGAUGGAUGAAAUGCGUUCUGCUUAUGCAUCUGGGCCUUCUGCACAAAAGAAAGUGGGUGACACGACAUUACAGACUCCUAUUUCAAAGAAGAAGGCAUCAGCAGAACCGCAAACAAACUCAGUCAUAAGUUUCCUCUCAGAAUUAGGUGAUAUAAUUUCAGUCAAACCUCUUCAAACAUCACCAGCUGCAUGUGUGAUAUCUGAGAGGCACAUGUGCUGCAUAGGAGGAGGGUAUUGUGUUCAGGAGCGUGUAUUCAUACCCUAUAUUUAUGCUCCUGCUCCACACACACACUGAGCACUAACAGCUGAAAUGCCACUGCGGAGAUAUGCUGUGCUUAAACCACUUAGGCACGCUGGUGCCAGGUUUCUCAUCUUGCCCCAACACAUUUCUGAAAUACUUUAAAAGCACUUUAGUGACUCUUGUAAAAGGAAAAAAAAGUACUAAAAGUGCUCCUGUUUACUCGUGAUCAGUGUUUCAGCCUUGAUGAAGACCACCGCCCGGGUUAGAGCGUAAAUCUUAGCGCCACAAACUUUUUACAAGGUAACGUGAGCGAGGUCUGGAGGAUCUCACCCGCAUGAAAAAAGAGCAGAGAGCCUCAUGACCAGAUAGUGUGCUGCACUAUCAAGCUCCUCCAUGAGGAAACGGACAUGAAGAUGGAGUUCCCAUCACUGGAACAACAACUCAGGCUGCAAGUUUACUCAUGCACUUAAUUACAGCAGUCUCUGUGUGUGUGUGCGUGUUAAUAAGUCAUAUUCAGUUUAUUUUACAGCCUCUGUCUUCUGUCCUCUGACUCUCUGACUCUCUGCAGGAGCUGUUUCACUUUAACAGGCUCAUAAAAGACCCUCCAUCCUCCACUCAGUGUCUUAACUCCUCAUCCUGUGCAGGUCACAGGGGGCCGGAGCCCGUCACACACAGGAGGCAGGAUCUACUCUGGAAGGGUUUAUGACGGGACGUUAACAUUCAUGUAACACAUUUAAACUCAUGGAGGGUCAUUUCUGCAAACCUACACCCAUCUGCACUCAACCAGCCUGGAGAAAAAGCUUUAACGUGCAAUUACAGUGGAUGAUGAUAAAACAGCAGCAGACGCUAAAGUGUCUGAAGGACUCCGUUCUGUUCAGCCCUCUCUGUUAAACGUGUUGUAAAGUUUAUUCAUUUUUUAUGAGGAAAGUCUUUAUGUCUAAUAUUUUCUGAUUUAUCGCCCAGUUCAGACUGUGUGGGGAGUCUGAUAACAGAGAACAGACUCUGCAGUGAAACUACACCAACACUUUGGAAAUAUUCAUCCUUAAAUUAGAGCUUAUUGAGAACGAAUGAUCGCGACAAGAAUCUAAUGUGAUGUGUCUACAAAGGCAGCUCGACAUUCACAAAAACAACUUUAGUAUUAAAUCAAAUAAAGUUUUGCACAUGAAGAGUUUUGCAUGAUUUGAAAUGUUCAUAAAACAUUCCUGGGUUUUUAAAUAGUCAGAUAAGAUUCAUUUCAGGACAUGUUAGUGUUAUGCAGCUGGUGGAUUAAUAACUGGUUGUUGUAAAGUGUAUAAUGGAUUAACAGUGGUAAAAAUAAUGAGAAAUUUCAGAUAAUUCUGAUUGACAGGGACCCUGGAAUACUAUUAGUGGUGGGGGUUAAUGUGAUUAUUUUUCAUGUGAUCUUAAAUCUCUAAAGCAGCACAGUGCAUGUGCAUAUCCAGGUGUUACAGGUGAGCACAGUCCAGGUUAUUAAAACAAGCUCCUAUUGGCCUGACCGUAAAGUAAUGGACUGCAAGGUGAAUUUUGCAAUAACUCAAGUUUUACACAAAAUACUGCUAACAACUCUCUUUUUUUAACAGAAUAAAUCAGCUGUUUUAAUCCGAGUCGGAGUCUAAAAAAUUACGGUGGCCCUGAAGUGCAAAACACAAAAUACGAAAUAAAAUAAGAAAAAAGCAACAUAAACGUCUGAUGGUAAAGGUGGACAAGAGCAGAAAAAAAGCCUCUGCAAACAGAUAAUCCUGCGUUUUAAAUCAACACAUUAAAGCAGCUAUUAUUUCUGAUUAAAAAGACGGACAGUUCAUUCAACCAAUCGGUGACAGUCACACCACCCAUGUGACUCCUGUCGCUGUAUCCGCCUUUCCAGUAAGAUGUUAAAGUUCUGUUUAACGAUUUGUUUGUUUUUGUUAAUGAUUGUUGUAGUUUGUGAUUUGAUUUCUUGUUUAAUGAUUUUGUAAAUCUGUUAUUGUGUUUUGUGAUCAGUAGUUUUGAUUUCUUAUCCGUCUUUUGUGUGUUUUAUUAUUUGUUGUAGUUUUUUGUUUUGUUUUAUUUUGGGAUUUGUCUAUUUGUGUUUUCUAAUUUAUUUAUUGUGCUUUUUUUUAAGGUUUUGUUUUGCACUUUAGGGCCACCAUACAAAUUCCACUUGUGCGAUUAUAAAAUGACACUCACUUUACAGAAAAUAUUGUUUUCACUUCAUAAAUGUCUUGUCUUUUUCUAUAAAUAUUGAACAACUCUUACUCUUGGGUGUUUUUUAAUUCUUUAACAUUUUUAUGGUGAAAUUGUCGCUUUUAUUCAAAGAUGAUCUGAGCAUUAAUGUUUAAGUCCUGCUGUAUAUCUCUGGAGGACAGCAUCAUCUGUUUUCAUGCAUGUUUUAUCAUGUCUCACUGGGCGGUGAGUUUAUUUUUACAGUUUCUCUCACAUAAAUUAAGAUAUGUUUUAUUUUUAAAUAGGUUUAAUAUGAGGAAGGAUGACUGCAUAAUCAGGAGUCUAAACUAUAAACUUAAUGUCUGCAAACUGUAUUCAUGCUUUAUUUCCUCAUUGAUCUGGUGUUUCACAAAUAAAUGGGAUUAAUUUUCUAGAAAGGCUCAUCAGCUUCUCAUGUGGAGUUUUAACAUCAUUAGGUUGUGGUGCGUCCUCUGAGCCACAUUGUGCCCCAUUUCGGUGUUGUUCCUCCUAAAAACGUGUCUCUGUCCUGCUUUAGCUGAAGUUUGAGGUUGAGCACAAACAAACAGAGAAAGAGAAGGAAGUUUGCUGUGAGCCUUUGAAACUGCUGUAAUGAACAAGCUGUUCCGCACGAUUUGAAAAUAAUCCGCGUGUCAGUGUCAUCUUUCUUAUGCAAAGUAGCUGUCUUUGAAGGCGGAUCUUUUGGCAGGUUAGACCGGGACGGAGGCUCCGACCAGCUCAGACGAGCGCUGCCACCAAACGCACCAACAGCCUGCAGACGGGAGGAGCAUAAUCCUGCCUCUCUGGAACAUUUUCACUCUUUAAACCCGGGAUUUUUUAUCGGAAUAAUUCUGCUGACUCCCCUAAAUGUUUCCUGAGCAGCGUUUCCCUCUGCAGAAAGGAGCGGAGGAAAAGCAUUUUGGUUGUUUUACCAAGUUUUCUUCGCGCAAAGACUGAGUCCGCUCCGCUGCACAGACAGACAGACAGACACCCCGGAAAAGUGACAUGAAACGUGAGGACCGAGAAGUGAGGCUCAAUCAGGAGACACGCAGGGGAGCUGACGAUCAUUCAUUUUUCAUCUGUGUUGACUGAUAGGCGCGGAGGAAAAGGCAGAAGAAGUAGAUCCAACACUUUAGCCAUGAAGUGAGCGCAUGAAAGCAUGGACCUGAACGCACGCUACUUCAAGAGAGGAGACGAUUCCGGACUGCUUUUGGAUUUAUGUUUUUGUUCAACUUUGUCAGCCAAAAAUGAGGAGACGGUGGUCUUAUAACAGAUAGUUCUGUAAGUUUGCGGUCUCUCUCUCUCACACACUGACACAGGCAGGUUUGGACAGUCAGAGGAACUUGUUUGUUGUGGUUUCAGGGAACAUUUGGCCUAUUUUUCAUUGUAUCAAGAGGAGAGGAUGUGUUCAAGUGUUAAAGUGAGACUCAUCUGUGUGCUGCUGGUCCUGUGGAGCGAUGGCGGCUCAGCCAUCAGCUCUAUAGACCCCGACUGGUCAGGAGAGGGGAGAUGUCAACAGAUCACCAUCACUCAGUGCAAGGACAUCGGCUACAACAUGACUCGGAUGCCGAACCUGAUGGGCCACGAUGACCAAAAAGAGGCAGCGAUGAAGCUGCAGGAGUUUGCGACUCUGAUCCAGUUCGGAUGCCACAGUCAUCUGAAAUUCUUCCUGUGUUCGCUGUACGCUCCCAUGUGCACCGAGCAGGUGUCCAACCCCAUCCCGGCGUGCAGGGUGAUGUGUGAGCAGGUCAAGCUGAAAUGCUCGCCCGUCCUGGAGCAUUUUAACUUCCCCUGGCCCGACUCCCUGGACUGCUCACGGCUGCCGACCAAAAACGACCCGAACAAUCUGUGCAUGGAGGCGCCCAACAACGGCUCCGACGAGCCUCCCAAAGUCUCCCACACCCAGCCUCCAGAUUUCAGGCCACAGAGGCCUCUGAGCGGGCAGGACCUGCACCUGAAGGACACCGGCAGCAAGCAGGCUUGUAGCAACCCGGGGAAGUUCCACUUUGUGGAGAAAAGCGAGUCAUGUGCCCCUAAAUGCUACCCUAAAGUGGACGUUUACUGGAGUCAGGGCGAUAAGCAGUUCUCGCUGGUGUGGAUGGCCAUCUGGUCCAUCCUCUGCUUCGUCUCCAGCGCCUUCACCGUGCUCACCUUCCUCAUAGACCCACAGCGCUUCAAAUACCCCGAGAGGCCGAUCAUCUUCCUCUCCAUGUCGUACUGUGUUUACUCUGUGGGCUACCUCAUCCGACUCUUCGUGGGAGCCGACAGAAUAGCCUGCGACAGAGACAAUGGGGUCCAGUAUGUGAUCCAGGAGGGUCUGGAGAGCACCGGCUGCACCAUUGUGUUCCUCAUCCUGUAUUACUUCGGCAUGGCCAGCUCCCUCUGGUGGGUUAUCCUGACCCUCACAUGGUUCCUGGCUGCCGGGAAGAAGUGGGGUCACGAGGCCAUCGAGGCUAACAGUAGCUACUUCCACCUGGCGGCGUGGGCCAUCCCGGCCGUGAAGACCAUCAUGAUCCUGGUGAUGCGGAAGGUGGCCGGGGACGAGCUGACAGGGGUCUGCUAUGUGGGCAGCAUGGAUGUCAAAGCUCUGACCGGCUUCGUGCUGAUCCCCCUCUCCUGCUACCUUAUUAUCGGCACUUCCUUCCUGCUGUCCGGCUUCGUCGCCCUCUUCCACAUCCGCAAGGUCAUGAAAACGGAAGGUGAGAACACAGACAAGUUAGAGAAGCUGAUGGUCCGCAUCGGGGUCUUCUCCGUGCUCUACACCGUCCCCGCCACCUGCGUCAUCGCCUGCUACUUCUACGAGAGGCUCAACAUGGACUACUGGCGCAUCCUGGCAGUGGAGCAGAAGUGCGUGGAGGGCAGCGGGCCGGAGUCGGACGAGUGUGUCAUGAAGUCGUCCAUCCCCGCUGUGGAGAUCUUCAUGGUGAAAAUCUUCAUGCUGCUGGUGGUGGGCAUCACUAGCGGCAUGUGGAUCUGGACCUCAAAGACGCUGCAGUCGUGGCAGAAUGUGUUCAGCAGGAAGCUGAAGAAGAGGACAAGGAGGAAGGCUGCCAGUGUGUUCACCAGCAGCAGGCCUUACAUCAAACCUCACCCGUCUCUCAAAGGCCACAGCACCAAGUACGAGCCCACACGGCCUCCUCCGACAUGCGUAUGAGCUGGCUCUCUUUGUAUGAACCCCCAAAUACUUGUAAAGCCCUUACCUAAACGAGACUUUGUAAUCAGAGUGCCCUCAAAAGACUCAAGGUUCAUGUUUUAUUUAUGCAAACUGCAUUGAAGAUCAUGCAACGUGGCUUUUUUGUAUCUUGAGCCAUCUCAUGCAACAAGAGCUGCCUUUGUUUGAGACAAAAAUCUGCUACUCCUGGAUUCACUUAUCCUAUUGAGGAACUUGGUAGGGAGAAAAAAAUCGUAUUGUUCCCAAGACAAAAAGAGUGGAAUAAACCAUUUGGAUGUGCCAUGGGGUUACUUGAAUAAUGUGCAAUAGAUGUUUUUUUUUUUUUCUUUUUUUCCUCGCAGGCAGAAAAAGAGACACUUGUACUGUUAGUGACAGAUUACAGACAAUGAAAGGAGCCCGUAGACAAUGGAGGCAAAUGGUCAGAGAGAUGAGUGUUGUGUUUGGAGGCUUUUUAAUGGAAAUGGAGGCGGUGUCAUAUAUGUUUGAACUGGAGUGAGAGCAGCUGUUGAAAAGCGCUCAGGACCUUCGCCGAACCGGCCAUUGUGAGGCAAAUCCUUCGCCAUAAAUUAAUCAAGCACUCGUUAUUGAAAACUUAUUUGUACACGCGGUUGUUUUAUUCUUUGCUGUUUUAUAGCACAAGGGAACGUUUGUAUAUAUUUCUAAAAAAAAAAAAAAAAAUUGAGAUUUUUAUAGAAAAAUUAAUAAAACGUUCUAGUUUUAAAUGUUUGCAAAGGAGCGGUGGUGUUUUCAAACUGUGUCUUGUCCGUGUCUCCUCUUCCUCUGAGUGUUUGUCUCAUGCAGGUUUUAAAACGUCAUAAAAUCAUGAAGCAUAACUGUGAAUGAGAGAGAUGGGUUUAGAUUUGGACAUACAGAGCAGCUUUAAAAAGUCACUGCAAGAGAGAAAUGACAACAAAUCAAUUGCACUUUUACCUCUUUUAAAAAAAAAGCCUGAUGUGUCUGAUGUGUGUGUGGAAAGAGUACAAACAGAGCAGCUGUGUGUAUUUCUGUCUCUGAUUUUAAGGCUCCAUAAGGAAAAAAUGCAACUUAUACUUUUGUUAGCAUACAGAGGAGUGCAGCAAAGGUGACUUCAGCAAAUUUAGCAAAAGUACCAUAAGGUAAAAGAUAAACCUCCAGCAAAUGUCAGAGCUACUUCUACAAAGGCAGGAGUUUUUUUAAGGGUCAUAUCUCACCAUCGCUGUGACUGUGUGAAAUAUUUGGAAGUUGCACGCUUCAGCAUCACUUUUUAAUGUUUUUUUUUGUAAAAGUUGACUGUUGCUGCAGCUUAAGGUCUUCUAAAGAUACAGAAAUGAGUUUACAGAGGACCGGUCCAAUCAUGUAUUUAGAUAUCUAUGUAUAAAAGAGGGGAUCAAAAUGAUUUUUAUUCCUGCAGUAAAAGUUUGAGAACCACUAAAAGCCUAAAUUAAUGACUCUUUCUUCAUAUUGAAUGAUAAGGUGACACUGUAAUGUGUUUACAUCAGCUUAGAUUAAUGCAGAAGUGGUUUUAAAAUAUCUCCAAUCAAAAUCUCAUUCUUAGUUUGGGUGUAAAAUUUCUAAUUUUCAAAAAUUCAAUUUCAGCAUUUUUGCAAAGUUGGUCAAAAUGUUCAUGUACAGUUUAAAGCUCAAAAUUAACUCCAUAAAGUCGUCUUUAUCUGACCAAUCAUUUAAAAACCUGCUUAUAGUUUUAAUAUUGACUUCCUGCUUUUAUGUGAGGUGCUUUUGUAAAGUGUAAACCCCAGCUGAGGAGGAUACACUAUUUUAUUUUGGUCCUUUCUGCUCCUGCUCCACCUCUCCCUCUCUCUCCCUCUCCAUCUCUGGCUGUGUUGCAUGUGUCGGUGCGCAUGAAUGAAGGGGUUAUACAAUAAUCCAGCUCUCAUUCAGGACAGGAUUAGACCGUUUGAAGGGUUUGACUUUGAAGGGAGGAUCGCUGCAAAGCAAAAAAUACUGAAUAUCUGUCAUCUCUUCUCUUCUUAUCAGCGGGGCAUGAUGACAUUUCUAAAGACACAUCUGGCCUGGAUUUGAAGUGGUUACAUAUUGACUGAAGCGGGUUUUUCAAAAGAGAAUAGGCCAUGUGGUAUGGUGGGAUGCUCCGGGGUUCAAUGAUCCUUUCACUGUCAACAGUUCAAGUUGUGUCUUGAAUCAAAGCAGCAGCAAUUAACUUUGGCAACAUGUGCGUAGAGUAUUUUAACGAUCAGAGACACACGUGCAGGAAUUUGGAGGAAGUUAUCAUUUGAAAAAAAAACCUGAAGAAGCUUCAGGUUUGGAGUACAGGCCUUUCUUUAUCUGCCACACUUUCAAACCUUUUUUCAGAGUUUAAACCUCUGGUAGAGAAUCCUCUCUGGUCUAAUAAAGUUUCAGAAAGUGUAGUAAUGCUUUCUCCUCCAGGGCAUUCAAGUUCCAGCGUCAGCCCAACCCGUUUUAACAGUCAAAAGCACAUGACUCACAACCUUUAUGUGGCUGAAUCAAAGUCAGCCAGUGUCUAUUGAUACUGUGAGUCGCAAAAAAAGGUGCGAGUGCUUCUGAGAGCUUCAGCAGAGGCCACCUGGAUAACAGCCCCCGAGGUGUCUGGGAAGGCUGUAAAUAUAAAUGACAGUUACCACCCCCCUCCAGGGCUUCUUCAGCCAAGCAGGCUGCACUUCUCUUCUUCUGCUCGCUUCAAAGGGGAAAAUCCUGCUCUGAGCAAGGGCAAAGUACUGCUGGCAAGAAAGUUUCUGCUUUUUUUUGUUUUUUUUUCUCUUUGGAAAUCACACUCCACUGUACGUCUGCAUGUAUGGUCGAAUUAAAGCGUUUUAAAGUGAAGAUUUCAUGUCAUCUGAUCGCCGCGGAGAGUCAAACAUCUUUGGUCUGGUGUUUUGUUCGUGAUUAGAAGUCAGUCUUUUUUAGGAGGGGAUUCCCGCCACAGCCAUGUGACUCAGGCUGAUGAAUCUCAGACCCACACAUGUGUAAACUCCACCGGGACGAAUGCUGUCACAUCAUCACACUCCUCCACUCCCUGCCUCUCCUUCCUUCCUUCUGCUGUGCCAU
This is a messenger RNA of Xyrichtys novacula (pearly razorfish), 10647 nucleotides long. The record is from the annotation of a GenBank genome assembly. NCBI's taxonomy places the organism in Eukaryota, Metazoa, Chordata, Actinopteri, Labriformes, Labridae.